GUCAGAUCGGCCAAUUCCAUCUCCACUCGAAACUAUUCAGAAGAUUGGAAAUCAUGUGGCAAGGACCCAACUGCGGUCCAUAUCUCCGGUAGCGAGGAUCUCGUCAAAGUCUGAUGUCAUAUCGAAUGGCAUACCGUCCUCUUUCUUCGAUGUCGACAGGUCUGUCGUUAAAUGCCGAAAAAGGUACACUGGGGUGAACAUGAUGAAGUCCUGAGUCGAGGCAAAACCCAUGCAUGACAUUCAGAGAUACUUUGUGGCGGGAUUUCUUUCCGCUGUACCCAAACGUCACCAUUCAUCUCGAGUACCCGUGUUCUCAAGUUCGAUGCUUCUACUUUCGACCUCACGGCCGGACAAAGAUGUCAAGAUGUCCCAUGUCUCUCAUUGCGCAGCCCCACAGCUUUUAUCUGCUAACCACGGCUAGGCAUUGAACUCGAUAGCAGGCAUCAUAGUCUGCGUCACCACUACCAAAACUCAAUAGCUGAGUUCCAUCGGUUUCAAUAUACAUGACAUUCACGGAUGCCUCGUCCGGGUCUAUCGAUUAUCUUGACGAGGAAAUCACCUCCGCUUCCACUCGAGUGCCUCAUAUCACUGUACCACUAUUUCCGGCAGAUGCAAUUUAUUCAUCGAGCCCCAAGUCUUACAUCCAUGACAUCUACCGCACGUUCUAGGAUGACGAGUGACUUUGUCUCACGACCUCAAUGAGGUCACGGGGCUUUGCAAAUGACAAGAGCACGUUUUAUAUUGAGGUGCAAUGCUCACUGUCGAACCACUUUCUUUUCAACCUACAAUUUCUCAAGACGCCUCUGGGUACCACAGCCAUGAAGUCUUACGCAAGGAUUAUGCUAGGCCUUGGUGCUUUAGUAGCCGCAGCACCUCAAGUAACACAGUCCCCAGAUUCGCCACCUGACCCUCCAGCCCGGAGCUCGGAUCCCACUGGAGUUACUUCCCAUGGACCAUACGAAGGUCCAGAGCCAACCACAAUAGGAGCGCUGUCUCGACCACCUCUGGCAGAGUCGAUUGCACCUCAGCCUCCCUUGCCAGUCACAUACAUCAACAAUGAUGGUGAUCUCCAAGCCGACUCCAUGCCUGUGCCUUAUCAGCCAGAUGGUGGCGCAGGUACCAAUGGCACCGAGCCAUACUACCAUCCUUUGUCUGACUUUGACUACCAGUCGCUCACCCUGGCUUUGUACCAGGAAUGGAUCGAACUGGAUCUGUUCAAUCAUGGCCUCGCAAUCUACUCUGAAGAGGAGUUUGAGGCAGCUGGAUUGACUGCUGAAGACCGUCACUUGAUUGCAUUCAUGGCAAACCAAGAGAUCGGGCACGCCACUAUGCUCAGCAACAUCCUGGGUCCAGCAGCACCACCACAGUGCACUUACAAUUAUCCAUUCACAACGGUUCGAGAGUUUGUUGACUUCAACCAAAAGUUGACUCGAUUUGGUGAAAGUGGUGUUUACGGCUUCCUUGGUCACCUCGACUCUCGUGAGUCGGCAACUCUCCUACUGCAGUCCAUCACCACUGAAGCUCGUCAACAACUGAUAUUCCGACAAUUUGGUGGGCUGUUCCCCAUGGCUGUUUGGUUCGAAGCUGGAAUUCCACAGUCCUGGGCAUGGACAUUGCUCGCUCCUUACAUCUCCGAGUGUCCCGCCAACACUACUCGACUUGCCUGGCAAAACUUUCCCGCGUUGACCAUCGAUAACCAACCCAAUAUCAAUAAGGUCGAUCCCAAUGAGGGACCAAAUGAGAGCGUCACGGGCUCCAACCCGUCCAACAGCACGGUUGAGCCUCAGGACAACUACUGCGUCGAGGCAACUGGCAUAGGCAGUGAAUGUUCGGCGGCAACAUCGCGCAAUCGAUCGAUCCCCUUGUCGUACCCAGGACGCGAGAUUCUGUUCUCUUGGGGAGACGUCAAUGAGACGGUCGGACCAAACAACAGCUACGUGACCUCUCGAUCACCGCUGGCAGAUGAACCUCGAUUUGCCAUGUUUGUUUCACAAUUGAAUGCGACCUACGUUCCGCUUCAAAAUAUCAGUGGGAAUAGUGCCUCGGCCAUCCAACCUAACGGGUCUACUUUUGAAGGCGAUCCAGCUGUCAACGAUACGAUGUUCAUCGUGUUGACCAGCGCUGACCCAUAUCUGACGCCAUUCAACCUAUCGUUGAUCAACCCUUAUGUGUAUGCAGGCCCUGCAUUGUAUCAAGCGGGCUAGUGGAGGUGUUUGUCAGUUGAAAUGCAGAGAAGAACGCGGUCGAGUGUACACGUGAUAUUAGACGCGACUGUUAACAAUGCUUCAAAAGUUUCUCCGUAUACUCUUCGCGCCAAAUGCAUAUUACUUCGCC
Messenger RNA from Exophiala mesophila, 2334 nucleotides. RefSeq lists its product as uncharacterized. The transcript has a single exon. Lineage: Eukaryota; Fungi; Ascomycota; Eurotiomycetes; Chaetothyriales; Herpotrichiellaceae. The record is from RefSeq and is a predicted model, not a curated record. The coding region runs from base 699 to 2204 and encodes 501 amino acids.